Molecule: messenger RNA, 7067 nt
Organism: Diorhabda sublineata
Lineage: Eukaryota; Metazoa; Arthropoda; Insecta; Coleoptera; Chrysomelidae
Gene: Dd
Product: CTD nuclear envelope phosphatase 1
Exons: 5
Coding region: 161-892 (243 amino acids)
Molecular function (GO): protein serine/threonine phosphatase activity
Source: RefSeq, a predicted model, not a curated record
AAAGUACUAUUGGGUCGAUGUUAAUGGCGGUUUGCUGAUGAUUUAAGGAGAAAAAUGAUAAAAUGUAAUUAGAUAAUAUUAUCAAUAGCUUUUUUUGAAAUUGUAUGUGCUAUAUGAAAAACGUUGAACUUUAGUGAGUGGUGUUAUAAAACACUUUCCGAUGUGGAAGCAGUUACAGAUGGGACUUCGGGCAUUUUUGCUGAUAGCCUCCAGAGUUUGGACAUGCUUAUGUUACACAUUAAAAAAGCAGACAAGAGCUGUAAUUCAGCAUCAGUCAGUAAAAUAUGAUUUAUUCCCCCUAUCGCCCUUAUCAAGACAUAGGCUGAGUAUUGUUAAAAGAAAAGUUCUUGUUCUUGAUUUGGAUGAAACGCUGAUACAUUCACAUCAUGAUGGUGUGGUAAGACAGACAGUAAGGCCCGGUACACCUCCAGAUUUUGUAUUGAAAGUGGUCAUUGAUAGGCAUCCUGUUCGAUUUUUUGUGCAUAAGAGACCACACGUCGACUUUUUUUUAGAUAUAGUUUCUCAAUGGUAUGAGUUAGUAGUUUUUACAGCCAGUAUGGAAAUAUACGGUGCUGCAGUGGCAGACAGGUUGGAUGGGGGUCGUGGAAUUUUACAGAGGAGAUUUUAUAGACAGCAUUGUACACCAGAACUGGGAUCUUACACUAAAGAUUUAAGUGCCAUAUGCAAUGAUUUAUCAAGUGUUUUUAUUUUAGAUAAUAGCCCUGGAGCUUAUAGAGCUUAUCCAGAUAAUGCAAUUCCUAUAAAAUCUUGGUUUUCUGAUCCAACUGACAUAGCCCUACUCAAUUUACUUCCAGUGCUUGAUGCUUUGAGGUUUACGGCUGAUGUCAGAUCUGUAUUAUCCCGAAAUCUACAUUUGCAUAGGCUAUGGUAGAUAGGUGAGUCUCUUUUGACAUUUUUCAUUAUUCAGACGAUUAUAAUUUCAGCAAUUUGAGCAGUGAAACUAAGAGUACGUUGCCUAUGAAAGAAUUUAAGGUUGUUGAUAGUAUUGUUACGAGAGUUGAGGAGUUCGACUUGACUCAAAAUACAAAUGAUAAUGUGAAUGUAGUAUCCCGUAUAUCACAGAAAAUAUGUAAUCAUUAAUAUAAUUAUUGAGAUCAAUCUUUUUGGCUGUUUCAAUUAUUAGGGGAAAGAUAGUUUGAUCAAAUUUAAAAUUAAUAUUUGAAAUAGUAUUUUAAAAUCUAUUUAAUUUGUGGCAAAACUCCUAAAAUCAGUGGAAAUACUCUCAGUUUAUAGCAAAUUGAUCCUCAGAUCAGAGGUUAGUUUCUACCAUAUGGAAAACCUCCAAAAUCAUUGGAAACAUUUACAAUCCAAAGCAAAUGAACUCUUGGAUCAAUUAUUCCUGUCUAACAAGUGGAAAAACCUCCAAAAUCAGUAGAAAAAUGUUCAGUUUAUUAGAAAUUGUCUGUCCAAUCAGUGUUUAGAGUUUAACUUGCAGAAAAACCUUCCCAAUCAGUGGAAAAAUGUUCAGUUCGUUACAAAUUGUAUAUCUGAUCAGUGGUUGGAGUCUAAAUUGCUGUAAAACUAUCGAGGUCAGUGGAAAUAUUCUCAGUUUAUAGCAAAUGGACCCUCAGAUUAUAGGCUAGUGUAUAUCCAAAAUCAGUGGAAAAAUAUUCAGUUCAUUACAAAUUGUAUCUCUGGUUAGUGGUUAGAGUCUAACUUGUUUAUAAAAUUACUAUAAAUUAGAAUUUUUGAAAUAAUAUCUGACAAAAAUGAUCUAACAAUAGAAUGUACAACUCUGAAGAAAUUGGAUAAAUGCAUGUAAAUUUUUUUCUCUGUUAAUAGAUUUUUAUUUUGGUCUAAUUAUCUUUCUCUAUAAAAUUAAAUAAUUUUUUUUAAUUUCUUAUUUCUUAGACCUUUUGAUAUGUUUAUGCUUCUAAAUGUUCUUGAUUUUAGGUCUCCUAAAUUAGUUUCUUUUAUAAUUUAAGAGAUCUAAAAUCAAAAAUAUUUAGAAGCAUAAAAUUAAAUAUAGACUAAAAUUUUAAUAACAAAUGGUUCCUCAUUUAUUCAUAUUUCAUAUACAUAAAUACUUGAUUUACUGUCUCAUUACUUGUGGCUUUCUAUUUUUUUUAUUAUUCCAUUACUUACAAAUCAUUUAUUUUUGUAAAUUUUGAAUUAAAUGCAGGUACACACUCCGGAUGAAACCAUACAAAUAGUAUCCAACUUCCUAAUGGAUUUUUUUUCUUUCUUUUUUAAUUUAUUUAUGUAGAAUUAGGAACGAAACUAAUAUGGUUUUAUGUAUAAUAAACCCCAUUGAGUCCACAUAUCAGAAAAUAAUAUUAUUACUAGAUAUUUGACAGUUUCGAUAACUGAAGUUAAAAUUGAAAUCAACUACUGUCUCAGUUUAAAUUUUUAAUCCAUUAUCAGUAUAAUUAUAUCACAUUCUAAUCGUAAAAUAUCUGAUAAUAUAAUUUACUUCAUAUUUCAAAUGAACUUUUUUUAAUAUUACGAAAGGCUGAGAGUUAUAAUUCAGUUGGAUCAUACCAAAAACCUGCAAAUUUAGGGUUUUAACUGAUUCAGUUUACUCCACUGGUUCUACAUUCUGGUUGGAAUUUGCAUAAAUCCCUGAGGGUUUAUUUGAACUACUUUGGAAUCAGCGAUUUAACUGAUUGAAUCAAUUACGAAUUUGUCAAAAUUAAAUUCAACACCUUUUUUAUUCAUGUUUAUUUAUACAUUUUGGGAACAUAGUAUACAGUGUGUACUAAAAACUUCUGUCUUGAUUCAAAUUUCAAAUUUAUAAUCAGUAUUUUUAUACCACAUUUUAAUCCUAAAGUAGCAGACCUAAAAAAGUCGCCUACAAUUUUUUUUAUUAUCAGGGGUUAAAUGGCACAAUUCAGUUGAACCCUACCAAAAACCUAUCAAUUAGAGUUUAAAAUGAUUUUGAAAAUUUUUUUUUUCGAAACACUAAGUAUAUUCUUUAUUAAAUUUCUAAAUUUUGAGUUAGAAUUUAUUAUUGUUGAGGUAUGGAUCGAGUACCCCCACUCGAUCCAAAUUGUUUUAUAAUCAAAUAUAAUGAUUAAGGAGGCCUAUAUUCUAGUCCUAGUCAAUAAUUUUUACAAUGGGGAUUUAGUGAAAAAAAUUUUAUUUAAACCAUCGAUAUAGAUAAUUUUUAGUUUCUUUUCUAAUUCCUUAUAUUGUUAAUUAUAUAUUUAUUUUAGGUUACUUGUAAAAACUUUAUCGAUGUUUUUUAGAUAAGAAAUGUAUCUAUAUUGUAUAUAUGUAGUAUAAUCGUAGUUAUACUAUGAUGCAAUAAAAAUUACAUUAGAAAACUUUGUUUCUACUAUAUUUGGUUAAAUAGAAACAAAUACGAAUAUAAAAACAUCAUUUUACAAUGUUAUAUGCUUAAUUUGUAUCAAUUUAUAUUUUUAGAUUGAACCCAAUGCAAAAAUGGAUAGUCUAAUAAACAUAAAAUGAAAUUAAACAGCUCUCAAUAUAUAGAAUUAGAUGUAACAGUUGGUCCAAUUAUUGUAUCCACUCUUUUUGAACAUGAUUUAUAAAGGUUUUUAAUAUUAAUGGAUCUUUUAAAGUUUGUAGUAAACCCUCAAGUGUGCAGUUUUGAUUUUAUCUUUUGUAGUUUGAUGUUUUGUAUUAACUUCACUUUAACAGGACUAUCAUUGUAGUAAAGUUUCUUUUCACAUAAAAAUUGUUGCAUUUCAGCUCAAGAAUUUUCUAAUUUCAUUCUACUGCCCUCCAACCAUUUCUUAUAACUUCCUAUCAAAGUUUUCGAAAAGCUUGUAUAAAUCAAUCUUAAAAAACAACUUUUAUAGCUGCUUCUGAUUUAUGUAAUAUUUUAACCAUAUCUUAUUUAGAUAGUAAAUUUUUUCACAUACAAUUAUAUAAUUAGUAUAUAUUGACAUUUCUGUCAUACCUGGAAAAAACAAGUAAAUAUUAAAAUAGCAGUAAAUUAUACACAAACACACUAUUUAUGUUGCUUUUGGAAUGUGUUGUAUGCGCCUUUAAUUUAGCUGACUAAUUUCCUUUUUUGUCUGUUAGAUGUACCUAAAUUGUACUGCUCAUGACAAUGUUUUGAUUUUUAUGAAACUGCCAUAAAAAAUUUCAAGGCCUUGAUGUCAAGUAUAUCUUAAUUUUGUAGUUGGUUUUAUACAGAGGUUUUUUUUCGUAAAUCGCAUAGUAUAUAGUGUGUUCCAAAAAUUCAAUAAAAUACUAAUAAAAACGUAGGCUUGAAAUCAAAACUACUAUACAGUUACCGUGCCUGUGGAAUCCCCUGAUUCUACAUUUCUGUUGGAAUUUCCAGGAAUCCCUAACGGUUUCAUUUGAACUACUUUGGGAAUAACUAAUGGAAAGGAUGAACGAAUUUCCACACUUUCAAUGCUAUAUUUUUCUUCAUACUUAUUUUGGUGAUGAAGCGUACAGUGUAUUCAAAAAAUUCCCUCAAAAUACCAAUAAAAACAAAACUGUAACUAUUUGAUACUUGAAUUUAAAACUACGAUACAUCUUCUGCAAUUUUUAAGCUUUUCUGAACACAAUGAGGAAAAUAUUAGGAUUUAAUUUUUUUAUAACUUGGCGUCAAGGAAAAUCUGUUUACCUUAAGUUUUCCUCGAGGAUAACUUUUAAAAUAUUAAAAUUUCAGUGGAUUCCUUUGCUGCUGCAUUUCUGUUGAAAUAAAUAUAGAUCCCUGACGGGUCAUUUGAACUACUUUGGGAAUAAUUGGUGUAAUCAACAAACGAAUUAUAAAAAUUAAAUCAACAAUUUUAUAUAUGCUUAUUUGUAUAUUUUGGUAAUAUAAUAUACAGAGUAUUGAAAAAAAUUCCAUGAAAAUACCAAUAAAAACGAAGCCAUAACUAUUUGGGGCUUGAAUUCAAAACUAGGAUAAAUCCUCUACCUCUCUCUCCUCUUUCAAGCUCUUUUCAGCAUAUUUAGGAAAAUAAUAGGAUUUAAUCUAGUGGCAGAGCCUUUUUUACAUAGCUAGAAAUUCUGGAGAGCCUGUGAAGGGAGUUAGGCUUCCUCAUUCUUAAUAAUAGGAAUGAAUUUCAAUUUUUGGUUCAUUACACUAGAUUGGGAUGAAAAUUAAAACCGUUUCUGGUGCAUAUAAUGUAAAUAAUCAGUUUCAUAGAGAUCAUCCCUUUCGUUAUGAAGAUAUUUAAUUGUUUACUUCUCCUCCUAUUUUCAAAUAAAUUAUUACUAAAGUUGGUUUAUUUUAUCAGUGUCAUUGUUUAUAAAAAUUUCUAUGAAAAAUACUGUUAGUUCUGAUAAAAGUGCAAAUAUUUCUAGAGAUUGACUAAAUGUAGAGAAAAUAUUUUCUGCAUCAGAAAAUCAACUAGAUUGGAAUGUUAAAUUGAUGUUCUUCUCCAUUUUUCUGGAUGUUAUUUUUUAAGUAUAAUUAAUGUACAUACGUAGCUGAAUAACGUGUAGAUAUUGAUAAAACUUCUCCUACUACUUCUUAAAAAAAUAUUUGACAAAUUUGUUAAUAAAAGGACGAUUCUGACAAAAAAUACAUUGACUUCCUUUGUACAUAAUAAUAGAAUGUAAUAAUUAUUUAUCUGGCAAGGACGAAAAACGGUUAUAUUAGUACCUGUAAAUUAGUGUGAAACAGUUUUUUAUCGAGGCACAUCCUACUAAGUCCUAAGUGGUAAAACAUCCAUUAGGACUUUAGACUCUUUUGGGACUAUAGAAUCGUUUCAAUGUUAAUCCUUGUAGGUGAUUAGCCACUUUUUCCACCGAAGUAGCAAUCGACGUAAUUUUACGGUCCAAAACCAGUAUGUAUAGAGGUUAUGUUUAAUGCUGCUAUAAAAAUUUGUACAACGUAUUUUUUUAUAAAGUCUCAAAUUCUUGCCAGUAAAAGUGACUAUUAUGACUAAAGUUAAUUAGGGUAUGGUUCUGCAACAUCCUUUUGUAUGUUUUACUACUUUCUGUUUGUUUGUGUGAUCGUGAAAAUCAAUUACUUAUUCUAUUUAAUUCUCCAACUCAAUUUGUUUGGAAUAUUUAGCAUAUUUUAUGAAAAAAAUCAAUUGCCUUUAGGCAUAGGCCUCUCUGUAUAUUAAGAAAUAACUUGUGUAUUGUCCUUAGAAGCCUGUAGCCUCGAUCAAAAUCCAAUUUACACCCUCGAUUAUCAUUGUAUGUUUUUUUUUCAAAGUUAGAAGCCGAACUUUAUUAUACUUGUUUGCAGAGAAAAAUCUCUUCCAAACGCUUUUUAUUACAAAUAUUGAAUUCUGUAGGACCACCCAUUGUAUAAUAAUACUUUUUGAAUAAACGAAUGUUUUUUUCUCGAUAAUUUUCCAAUUAAUUAAGAGAAAAAGUACUCAUAAAUUUUGAGUACGGUACCUUAAAAUAUUUCGUUAUACAAAGUUUUGUGUCUUCCUGUACAUUAGAGAAAAAGAAUAUAUUUUACCCAACAGACUUUCGUAAUACGACGAAAUAUAUGGAUUAAAUUGUUAAUAUUUUCUUUUUUUGUAUACAGGGUGGACGUAAACUCGAAACUCAUUAACUUUCAAAUAGAAAACCCCGUAUAUUAUAGUAUUAAUAAAAUCUUAUGUUUUGACAAAAUCUGGCACAAGAAAAUGGCGAAAAAUAUGGAAAUGAAAAUACAAUUUUCCAAAUUACCCAUUACUUAUAUACAGGGUUGUUCAACAAUGUUUAAGUGAUUUUUGGAUGAAACUAAGAAAGUUUUUGCUUUAAAAUUGUUCUAUACUUUCCUAUAACUUUGUAUCUUAAUUCAAAAUCUUUUUUAAUAAGUUUUACUAGUAAAUAAUCAUUUUUUUGUACUGUUUUUUAUUUUUGCUUUGUUUAAUAUGUAAUUGUACAUACAUACUUAGGAAAUAAGAUACUCUGUUGUAUAUAGCGAGGAGUAACUCAGUUAGAGCUAAUUAUUAUGAGUAUAUUGAGUAAUAGGGACGUUUCAUUGAUAGCAGUACCUUUAUUUGAAUACUAGAAGUAAUUUUUUCACUUUAUACAAUAAAACUGAACAAUGAGUUACUCCGAGAGCUUAUAUUAAGCUUUUGGUAACGAAAUUAGAACAAGAAGUACCUAAUGUGAAUCUUUCACAAUAAAUAUGUGAACUGUUUGUUGAAAUAAAACAGACCAAACUAAAA